GCGUCGUGGAAUUUGCUUUUGUUUGGGGCCUGGCAACGCAACCAACCAUCAGACACAGCAAACACCGCCCUUGACCUGCCUAAUAUCCACCACGCCCAUCCCUGUGUCCGACAUCAAUCCCGCGACGCAUGCUAACCCGACCACCUCUGCGCUUCCACCCCAAACCGACCCUGGUGCUGCAAAGGAAGCCGCCACCAACAGUCAGAACCAUGGCAUCUGAAUCCCGGCCCCGGUCCCGGUCCCGGUCGCCGACGCGGACCCAGUUCGCGGUGCACCCCAUCGCCCGGUUCGCGGGGGAGAGCCAGCCGGUGCGGCGGCCAAAGGAGUUUGCGUGCUUCUCCUACGACCCCAACCACGAAUUCCGCCUCGACGGCAGCUCCAUGAAGUGGUACUACCCGCCGCGGCUGGGCGCCGACCUGUCCGGGGGCUUCGGGACCUUUGACAAGCUCGACGACGCCGCCACCGACGAGCACAUCGACAGCCUGCUCAAGACCAUCAUGGCCCAUGAGCAGAGCACGGGCCAGAAGAUCGACGCCCAGAUCGUCACCUGGCGCGGCAUCAUGACCAAGCUCAUGUCUGCCCCCUAUGAGAAUGAGGACGGAUUCGACCUGAAUGCGACUUUAUACCAGGGCUGCGUUUUCAUCGAGGAGGAUUUCAAAUGCAGAAUGGACGCUAGACGGGCCCAAGAUGCACAGCCUUGGAAAGCCCCCAUUCCCCGAGAGAUGUACACAUAUUGGGGCUACAAGUUCGAGACCCUCGCGACAUUGCCCAAGCCGUGGGGCGAGAUAUCUCGCGACUACAUCGAAGGCCGCGAGAGCCAGCAGGUGAGCAACAAGGAGCAAUACUGCUCCGUUGUACGCACCGGCCUCGGCAAGACGACACUAUGCCUGGGCGGCGAGGUAGACGCGAUCUGGGACUCCAAGCCCGAGCACGGCCAGCCCAUCAACUGGGUCGAGCUCAAAACGACGGCCGAGGUGCGCAACGAGCGCGACGCCAUGAGGCAGGACGGCAAGCUGCUCAAGUGGUGGAUCCAGAGCUUCAUGCUGGGCGUGCCCAAGAUCAUCGUCGGCCACCGCUCGCGCAACGGCAUCCUGGUCCGCGUCGAGGAGAUGCAAACUGCCGAGAUCCCGAACCUGGUGCAGAGCCGGAGCAAGGGCCGCAGCUGGGACGGCAACACGUGCAUCAACUUUUGCUCGGCGGUUCUUGAAUGUGAGUGGUUUUGUUGGUAGCCGGUGCAUGUCUAUUGCAACUUGGCUCACCAAGUGCAUGUCGACUGCAAAAAAAAAACCCCCCAGGGAUCCGCGCAAGCGUGGAUGACGACGGCGUCUAUCGCAUACGGCGCGAGCCCAGGUCCAACAGCAUCGGGCUGUUCAAGGUCGAGCAGACGGGCCACGGCAAGAUCCUGACGGACGAGUUUAUCAACUGGAGGAUAAAGCUUUCGUUGCCUCCUCCGCCUGACGCUGGAGAAAGCGGCGGGGAGGCCAACGGUAAAUGAAAAUGGGACGAGGAACAGAGGCGUACAGAGUUGAUUUGGUUUACAAUACACCCAAGGAACGGUUGUAUGAGUCUCGUACGGUGUGGGAUUUGGGAUUUGGGAUUUGGGAUUUGCGGCGGUUUUUGUUUUUGUGCCCACCCAUUCUCUGAUCAUGAGGGAGGCACUAGGGGCAAUUUGAGUGAUGAGCCGGGCGAGCUAAAGCAGACUCGGAUAUUUGGACAUGGAAGCACAUGAGCAGGUAUGCCGUGAGGAAAAUGCUGGCCCAAGCAGGACCUCUGUUUCAGCUAUCUGAACAAAGCCAAGAAGAAAUGGCCAAAUAGGAAAGCAAGGAAAUUGUACAAAUAGGGAAGGAAGAACGCCACGCAGAGAAAUCAAAAACCCUUUUGAUCGGUA
Messenger RNA from Gaeumannomyces tritici R3-111a-1, 1888 nucleotides. RefSeq names its product rai-1, variant. Gene Ontology annotation, biological process: nuclear-transcribed mRNA catabolic process; NAD-cap decapping. The coding region runs from base 129 to 1229 and encodes 366 amino acids. The record is from RefSeq and is a predicted model, not a curated record. Gene Ontology annotation, cellular component: cytosol; nucleus. Lineage: Eukaryota; Fungi; Ascomycota; Sordariomycetes; Magnaporthales; Magnaporthaceae. Gene Ontology annotation, molecular function: mRNA 5'-diphosphatase activity. The transcript has 8 exons.